Triticum aestivum (bread wheat) is the source of this 1276-nucleotide messenger RNA. RefSeq lists its product as uncharacterized. Lineage: Eukaryota; Viridiplantae; Streptophyta; Magnoliopsida; Poales; Poaceae. The record is from RefSeq and is a predicted model, not a curated record. Bases 468 to 1055 code for a protein of 195 amino acids. The transcript has 8 exons.
CGCUCGGGGUUUUUCCCAAUCCGACCUGACGGCUCGGUUCCUCUCUCGCUCCCCUACCUGGUUCCCUCCGUCUCCUUCCGAUUCCGCCCCCUCCCCCGCCGCUACGCUUCCCGACUCCGGACUCCCCUUCGCACCCCGCCGCCGCGCUUCCCGACUCCGGCUCCCCUUCGCACCUCGCCGCCGCUCUGGGCCACCGGCUUCGCACUCCUCCCCGACACCCCUCCGCUCCCUCCCACACCCCAGUCACCUGCCCAUCAACAAGGUCACCGUCUCCCUCCUGCCUCCACUCCAGUCACCUGCCAACCAACAAGGUCACCGUCUUCCUUCUGCAAUCAACGUAGCCGGCUGCCCACAAGGGUAUGGGCCUCUCAGGGCUUCCCCAGACCGGAGCUCCUGUGGACAGUUCAGCUUAAGCUGGUUUAUGCACAAGAUGAAGCCCUUUAGAAGGGCCCAGCUGAGUUUUCGACAUGUCUGGACGUGAGGUCCGUGAGUAUACCAAUCUCAGCGAUCCUAAAGAUAAGAAGCUGGGGAAGGGGAAGGACAAGAUCGAUGAUGAGGACGUCACGUUCCAGCGCAUGGUUGCAAAGAUGCAGGAUGUUGCUGGUGAGAGGGGAGGCUACCUUCAUGGACGAGGAGCAUUGGACAGUGAUGAUUUGCUUUACCUCAAAGAGCAAAUGGAGGCCGAGGAAGAUGCAGAGCGUCUUCUUCGCCGUACAGAGAAGCGGGCAUUCGCUGCUUUUAAGAAAGCAGCCACUCUAGCUGAUUCUGCACCUGCUCUACCUGCCGCUCUUUGUGUCGACGCCAGGCCAAAAAGCGACAUAAGGCAACGGGAUCUUUUGAAGAACAUUGUUGGGAUCAAACCGAAGCGACCCAAGGUUUGCAGCCCUCGCCAAGCGGCAGAGAACGACGGGCCUAAGCGGAACCAGGAAGUUUCUGUCAGCAAAAUGUCUUCAUGUCAGAAUGAACCAAAGCCAGCUGAAGCAACGGAGUCUAGGCCACAGAACGUGACUGGAAGCUUGCUUGGUUUGGCGUACGAGAGUUCGGAUGAAGAAUGACCAGUGGUGUAGGGAGUCACAGUAGGGCUGUAGGCUGCGUGUUAGUUCAUCUGCAACGUUGCUAGAUUGUGUUUCUGCGCGGGGGUUCAGGAUAAUUCAAGAACUCUUUCUGCUGAAAAUCAAGCUUGAGUUAUUGAAUGCUUUCUCCGGAAUGUUAUGUUCUGGACACAGACGCAUCCGUUCGUCGCGGCUUUAGUUUCUGGAACCAGUAUAUUGUGCAA